Acanthoscelides obtectus is the source of this 228-nucleotide messenger RNA. The record is from the annotation of a GenBank genome assembly. NCBI's taxonomy places the organism in Eukaryota, Metazoa, Arthropoda, Insecta, Coleoptera, Chrysomelidae.
AUGAAAAGAAAAUCCGCACUAGCAGCGGUGUAUGCUCUUCAUGCUUUAGUACCCGAGUAUUGGAGAGACUGGUUUGUAGCAGUUAGGACAACACCUGCACAGCUCAGGCUUAGUACGUUUAAGCAAACCAUCGUUGCAUUCCACUUGAAGACAACUCACUUUAAUAAUUUGGCAGCGAAGGGGAAACUUGUGCGGAUGCUGUCAACGGACUUUGUGAAGAUGAACUGA